AUGUUGGGGACAAAUAAAUUGACAAUCUGGGUGAUGACAGGUGUAUUUGCUGUCACCACUGUUUUCUUCAAUGUUUACAUCUUGUUGAUGAGUCUAUUGAGAUACAGGCAGAAAAAGAAGUGGAGUCCCAGUGAAACCAUCAUUGUGGCUCUGUCCGUGGCCAACGUGGCUCACCAGGUGGUCUGCUACCUCUGGAUGACCAUGGACGAGGUGGACAGCAAGUGUCUCAUCGCUCACACGCCCUACACCAUCAUUCUGCUCAUCAUCUUCAGCCUGAAGUUCACCAUCAUGUGGGACACCAGCUUCCUCACUUUCUACUACAGCACCAAGCUGGUGAACACGCCCAACGCCUGCUACACGCACAUCCAGACCACCAUCCUCAAGCACGUGACCUUGGCAGUUUUCCUCAUCCUGCUCUGCGGCCUGGGUACCUGUAUGCCAAUGUUCGUGGUGUUCCACGCUGACAACAAAACCGAGACGAACAAAGAUUGCGGCAUUUUGGUGCCGGACACCCAGGCUGGCCAGAUUUACGAAGUCAUCUACCUGCUCCUUUCUGACGUGUUCCCAGGGUUGCUCAUGGCGAAAUGCUGCAUCUCCAUCUCUUUGCACCUGGCCAUCCACCUCCGUAACAUGAGAGCCAGCAGCAACGGAGCCCACCGCCCAAAGCUGGGCUCUCAGAUGAGAGUGAUCCAGAUGGCUUUAUCUCUAGUGGCCAUCUUUACUGUCUUCCUUGUUGUCGACCUGUACGUGAACUACCAGAUUUCUGUGAACCACGAGAGCGCCAUCGGGCUCACGCUCUUUUUCACGUCCAUCUACACGACCGGCACUGCCAUGGUGCUGAUCUACGGUAAAAAGACUAUGUGGAAACUUCUGAUUCACGACUACAACGUGUGCCUGGAUAUAUAUCCGUGUCUGUCUUGUCUGAAGGUGCCUGAAGAAAAAGCUACAACCAGAAGUGAAGCUACAACCAGAAAUGAAGCUACACCCAGCGCUCCUGCAUAA
This is a messenger RNA of Limanda limanda (common dab), 1002 nucleotides long. RefSeq lists its product as uncharacterized. Gene Ontology annotation, molecular function: G protein-coupled receptor activity. Bases 1 to 1002 code for a protein of 333 amino acids. Lineage: Eukaryota; Metazoa; Chordata; Actinopteri; Pleuronectiformes; Pleuronectidae. The transcript has a single exon. Gene Ontology annotation, biological process: sensory perception of taste; G protein-coupled receptor signaling pathway. Gene Ontology annotation, cellular component: membrane. The record is from RefSeq and is a predicted model, not a curated record.